Messenger RNA from Scomber japonicus (chub mackerel), 1905 nucleotides. RefSeq names its product cartilage acidic protein 1b (gene crtac1b). Bases 1 to 1905 code for a protein of 634 amino acids. The record is from RefSeq and is a predicted model, not a curated record. Lineage: Eukaryota; Metazoa; Chordata; Actinopteri; Scombriformes; Scombridae. Gene Ontology annotation, biological process: axonal fasciculation. The transcript is spliced from 14 exons. Gene Ontology annotation, molecular function: calcium ion binding.
AUGUUGUUGUGGUUGGUUUUGCUCCUGCCUGCGUUCUCCUUGGCUCAGCGAUCAGAGCCCAUGUUCUCAGCUAUAACCGGGACCGUCCUUCCUCCUGACUACGACAACAACCCCACCCAGCUCAACUACGGCGUGGCAGUCACUGAUGUGGACGGGGACGGAGACCUGGAGAUGUUUGUAGCUGGCUACAAUGGCCCAAACCUGGUGCUGAAGUACGACAAGCAGAGGAGGAGGCUCAUCAACAUAGCUGUUGACAACCGUAGUUCCCCGUUUUACGCCCUGAGAGACCGUCAAGGCAACGCCAUCGGAGUGACAGCGUGUGACAUCGACGGAGAUGGCCGAGAGGAGAUUUAUGUCCUUAACACCAAUAACGCCUUUGCUGGUCGGGCUACAUAUUCUGACAAGCUGUUUAAGUUCCGUAAUGGACGCUUUGAAGAUCUGCUUAAUGAUGACAUUAACGAACACAGAGAUGUAGCCAACCGUAUGGCUGGGCGCUCAGUGGCCUGUGUGGACAGAAAGGGUACAGGUCGUUAUGCUAUCUACAUAGCUAACUAUGCCAGCGGCAACGUGGGUGACCAUGCACUCAUAGAAAUGGAUGAGGCUGCGAGCGACCUUUCACAAGGCGUAAUUGCCCUCUCCAACGUGGCAGAGCAGGCAGGAGUCAACAAGUUCACGGGGGGACGAGGUGUCGUGGUGGGGCCGAUUGUAAGCCAAACCUUUUCUGAUGUGUUUUGCGACAACGAGUAUGGUCCCAACUUCCUCUUCAGAAACAAUGGAGAUGGAACCUUCACUGAUGUGGCACAGCAGGCUGGAGUGGAGGACUCCAUGCAGCAUGGCAGAGGUGUGGCUCUCGCAGACUUCAACCGUGAUGGUAAGACGGACAUUGUGUACGGCAACUGGAAUGGACCUCAUCGUCUGUACAUGCAGCUGACCAACCGUAAGCAGAAGUUCAAGGACAUUGCAUCUCAGAAGUUUUCCAUGCCAUCCCCAGUUCGAACAGUCAUUGCUGCAGAUUUUGACAACGACAAUGAGUUGGAGGUCUUCUUCAAUAACAUUGCCUACAGGGGCCCCUCCGCCAACAGACUGUUCAGGGUAAGUAGGAGAGAGCAAGGAGACCCCCAGAUAGAAGAACUCAACAUUGGAGAGGCAUCAGAGCCAGAGGGACGUGGAACCGGAGCUGUAGCCACAGACUUUGAUGGUGAUGGGCGUCUGGAACUGCUGGUGUCUCAUGGUGAAAGUGCAGCACAGCCGCUCUCUGUCUACAAAGUCAACCUGGGCAUCACUAACUCAUGGCUGCGUGUGAUUCCCCGAACCAAGUUUGGUGCUUUUGCCAGAGGAGCAAAAGUGGUGGUGUACACCAAAAAGACCGGUCCGCACACACGUAUCAUUGAUGGUGGCUCCGGGUACCUGUGUGAGAUGGAGCCUGUCGCACACUUUGGACUUGGUAAGGAUGUAGCUACCAAUGUCGAGGUAUACUGGCCAGACGGCCGCUCUGUUGCCCGACCCUUGGAGCUGUCAGAGAUCAACUCUGUGCUGGAGAUCCAUUAUCCAAGAGACGAGGAGGAAGUCACUCCCACUGUGGAAAUAGAGUGUGGUCAUGGGUUCACCCUAAAUGAAAAUGGCCGCUGCACUGAUGAAAAUGAAUGUACCCAGUUUCCCUCUGUGUGCCCCUCUGACCGUCCCAUCUGCACCAACACCUAUGGCAGCUAUAAGUGCCGGGCCAAGAGGAGAUGCAACCAGGGCUUUGAGCCCAACAAUGAUGGGUCAGCCUGUGUGGCCCAGGUGGCUUACUUUGGGGGAACGCAGUCAUCUGGCGAGCGCAAAUGGUCGGGCCUGUCCUUCUGGCUGCUGUCUAUUUCUGUGCUACCACUCGUCACUUUCCAUCUCCAGACUGGACUACUGUAG